Messenger RNA from Ascochyta rabiei, 777 nucleotides. RefSeq lists its product as uncharacterized. Gene Ontology annotation, molecular function: phosphatase activity. Gene Ontology annotation, cellular component: cytoplasm. NCBI's taxonomy places the organism in Eukaryota, Fungi, Ascomycota, Dothideomycetes, Pleosporales, Didymellaceae. Bases 1 to 777 code for a protein of 258 amino acids. The record is from RefSeq and is a predicted model, not a curated record. The transcript is spliced from 2 exons.
AUGCCGCCGACACUCAUCCUCAUCCGCCAUGCGCAGGCACAGCACAACGCUACCAGCGAUUGGUCCAUCCACGACCCACCACUGACUGACCUUGGUCGCCAACAGAGCUCUGAACUACACGAGAGCUUGAAAGCAAGCGAUCUGGCCAACAAGGCGGAGCUCAUCGUCGUCAGCCCCAUGAGGCGGACCCUCGAGACCAUGACCAUUGGCCUGGACUGGCUGAUCAAAAAGGGCGUGCCCGUCCUGCCCGACGCAAAUUGGCAUGAAAAUGCCGACAAGCCCUGCGACACCGGCAACACCAUGGACGUCAUCUCCAAGGAGUACCCGCAGUACGACUUCUCCGGCGUAGAUCCCCUGUACCCCGACAAGACCAGCAACCUGAAGACCAACCCCUACGCAUUCACCCAAAAAGCCAUUGUUGCGCGCGGCCAGACCUGCUUGAAGGACCUCUACAACCGCCCCGAGAAAGUCAUCGCCGUCGUCACGCACUCGGGAUUCCUGCGCACCGCCAUCUGCAACCGCAUGUUCUUCAACGCCGACUGGCGCGUCUUUGACUACGACCAAGCCGAGACGCAGAAGCAGGGCCGCUACGUGCUGAAGGAGUGGGAGGCAACGGAGCAGCAGGGCGGCGGCAUGGGCCGCAGCGACGUCGGCGUCUUCGGCAUCGUCGAGGGCGACUUCCCGCCCGAGGUCGAAGAGGACGAGUUGAAGCGCGAGCCCAAGCUCGAGCAGGCUGGCGAGGCGAACGCGCAGAUUCCUGCGCGGGAGAGCGCAUGA